CGCUCGGCGGCUAGCCGCACGCGCGCACCCCGGGGAUGCUGAAGCGGGUGCGAUGGCUCCCGCCAUGCAGUCUACCGAGCUCCAGUUCGCACAGCGGCUGGCCUCCAGUGAGAAGGGCGUCCGCGACCGCGCCGUGAGGAAACUGCGGCAGUAUCUCAGCGCAAGGACGCAGAGCGACACAGGAAGUUUCAGUCAGGAAGAACUCCUAAAAAUAUGGAAAGGACUCUUCUACUGCAUGUGGGUGCAGGACGAACCCCUUCUGCAGGAGGAGCUAGCGAACAUUAUUUCCCAACUCAUCCACGUUGUUAACAGCUCCGAGGCUCAGCACCUGUUUAUUCAGACCUUCUGGCAGACCGUGAAUCGAGAGUGGCAAGGGAUAGACAAGCUGCGACUGGACAAGUACUACAUGCUGAUCCGCCUGGUCCUGAGGCAGUCCUUUGAAGUUCUCAAGCGGAAUGCCUGGGAAGAAAGCCAAAUCACACUUUUUCUGGACAUCCUGAUGAAGGAGAUCCUGAGUCCCGAGAGUCAGUCCCCCAACGGAGUGAGAUCCCACUUGAUUGAUGUGUACUUGGAUGAGCUCUCCACUGUGGGAGGGAGAGAGCUCUUAGCUGAUCAGAACCUCAAGUUAAUCGAUCCGUUCUGCAGAAUUGCUGCCAAGACUAAGGACCACACGCUGGUCCAGACUGUAGCGAAGGGUGUCUUUGAAGUCAUUGUAGAUCAGUCUGCCUUUGUACCUGAAGAGUCUGUGGAAGAGCAGAAAACCAAAGAGGAUGGCAAUGGCCUCCCUGCAAACGAGCUGGCCUGUCAAAGGGUGGUCGGUGGGAAGAAGACCGCACUGGACGAAUGCCUCAGAGAUGGAGUCAUUGGCAGCAGAGAAAGAGACAACUGUGCAGCCUUGAAAGAUUCAGGGUCACCUCUCCAGUUUGACUAUAAGGCUGUUGCUGAUCGACUCCUGGAGAUCGCCAACUUGAAGAGCACCCCUCCCUUCAACAGGAAGCGACUCUGCAGACUAGUCAGAAAGUUCCAGGACCUCUCUGAAGGCAAUGGUGCUCAACUUAGUUUUGCUGAGGAUAUUUCUACUGGUGAAAAUGGUCAAGCCCUCAGUCAGAGAAGGCACAAGAGGAAGAGAAAGAAGCUUUUAGAGAGAGCCGCUUUAGAAAGGGAGGAAGGAAACACAGUCUCUGCUGCUGGUGAAGAGGACGGCGGGGACCACAUUCACAAGAGGAAAAGGAAAAAGAGGAAAAGGAGCCACUUCCAGUCUGACACUCAGGACCUGGGUUCUGUUGCCGAGGCCGCAGUACCUAGUGCUGACAGUGAGCCUGGUGCCGCCCAGAGGCACGCACUGCAAGCCUGCGUGGCGGCCCCUACAGCAGAGGCCACAUCCAACACCAGGGAGAACAGUUCCGAGCCUACACCCGCCACGCCCAUCCACAGUAAAAGGAAACGGCAGAGAAAGAAGAACCUGAGGGCCCACAGAGAGAUCUGGAAAUCCACCACUCUACCUCAGGAGGAUGUGUCAAAGAACGACCCUGCCAGUGGGCAGCCUCAGACUGCUCUCAUUUCUUCCUCAGAAGGUGGCCAAGCCCGGAAAAGGAAGCGGAAACUCGGAGCUCUCCCUGUCAGUAGUGGUGACCUAACCGUACAGAAGGCAGGUACCCCAGCAAGCCCAGUGGAGGGAAAUGAUGGCCAGACCACCCUGCCCCGGUGUAAGAGGUCACAAAAGAAGACAGCAUCCAACACCCUUGACCACUAUGAUCCGUCCAGUCAAAAAACCGCAAUCUCAAAAAAGAGAAAAAAGAUGAAGCAGACGUCCAACGGUGUGUUGGAGUGCAGCGCUGGGCAGAUCCAAGCUCUGGGAAGCAGCAGGACUCUGAAGAAGCCACUGAAAAUGGAGGACGACCUUGUGAAGUUUGACACCGGAUUCUUACCAAAGGCCCUGUUCUUCAGGAAAGCCAAGAACAGCACUGCCACCCAUCCCCAAGGUCCUACUGUCCAGCUGAAUAAAACACCCUCCAGUUCCAAGAAAGUCACCUUUGGAUUGAACAGAAACAUGACAGCAGAAUUUAAGAAGACAGACAAGAGUAUCCUGGUCAGCCCCACGGGCCUCUCCAGAGUGGCCUUUAACCCCGAGCAGAGGCCACUCCACGGAGUGCUGAAGACUCCCACAAGCUCCCCGGCCAGCACGCCUCUAUCAACCAUGAAGCUACCAGCAACCACCCCAAAGAGAAGGCCAAGGGCUGCGGACUUCUUCUGAGGGCCAGAAUCCCUUUUGGAGGACUGCUUUUAUACUGGAUGUUCUAUAAAUUAUAACUUUUAAA
Molecule: messenger RNA, 2318 nt
Organism: Rattus rattus (black rat)
Lineage: Eukaryota; Metazoa; Chordata; Mammalia; Rodentia; Muridae
Gene: Rrp1b
Product: ribosomal RNA processing 1B
Exons: 16
Coding region: 53-2254 (733 amino acids)
Biological process (GO): rRNA processing
Cellular component (GO): nucleus; preribosome, large subunit precursor; preribosome, small subunit precursor
Source: RefSeq, a predicted model, not a curated record